Cherax quadricarinatus is the source of this 1268-nucleotide messenger RNA. Its product is annotated as DNA replication complex GINS protein PSF1. Lineage: Eukaryota; Metazoa; Arthropoda; Malacostraca; Decapoda; Parastacidae. Gene Ontology annotation, cellular component: GINS complex. Gene Ontology annotation, biological process: DNA replication; DNA strand elongation involved in mitotic DNA replication. The record is from RefSeq and is a predicted model, not a curated record.
CCGGACACUCGGACACCAGGACACCCGGACACCCGGACACAGGGUUGUUACGGUGUAAGGUGUGAGUGGCCCUGUAAACCACCAACAAUGAGAGUGAUGGUUGGUUGUUGAAGAACAAACUGCAUGUGUCCUGAGGAAGAACGUUAACAUUUAAGAAGUACUUCACCAUGCUUGGAGAAAAGGCUUUAGAACUUAUUAAAGAACUUGACAGAUCUAAAGAUGGUCAAUUACCAACUUUUAAUGAGGACUCGAUUAGAAUGGUACUGGAGGAGAUGACAACAUUGUUUGAGCAAAAUCAGCGUGAUGUGAAUGCAACAGUAGCAGGUGAUGUACGAUUUUUUUCUGGAGUUCAUUUACGACAUGCUGCUUUGGAGAGAAAUAAAAGAUGUUUGCUGGCUUACUUAUACAACAGGUUGGAAAGAAUUAAAGCUAUGCGCUGGGAAUUUGGCAGUAUUCUACCAGCAGAAAUUCGAGCCAAUAUAUGUGAACCUGAGGUUCAGUGGUUCAGUAGGUAUAACAAGAAUCUUGCAGCAUACAUGAGGUCACUGGGAGAAGGAACUGGACUAGACCUUACACAGGACACUAAACCACCUAAGAAUUUGUACGUUGAGGUGCGUUGCCUUAAGGACUACGGUGAAUUUGAGAUUGAAGAGGGAGACAUUGUUGUACUACAGAAGAAUACAACCCAUUACCUUCCCAUGUCUCACUGUCAGCAUCUUAUUCGGCAAGGCAUCCUUGAACAUGUUGAAUGAGAUUGUUUUCUAAAUACAAUAAGAGGUCAUGCCUUCACUAAUAAACCACAUUGUUUUUAGAUAUAAGGGUAGGAGACCAGUAUAUGUAUUGUAUUGUAUGCAGUAUAUGUAUUGAAUAAUUAUUCAAUGCACUGCACUUCUCUUCCUGCUUUUUAUUUUCUCAUCACUUUCAUGUUUGCUCUAGUGAAGUUGUCCUAAUCUUACUUAGACACUCUAAGUUCUCUGAUUAGCAAAUAACCACUGUUUCUUAUAUGUGACAGCCAUAUCAACAUGAGAUAUAUCUAUUAUACAUGUUUUAGAUUCUUUAAAAUGUAUGGGGGAGAAUAUUCUACAUGAGAUUGCCAUGUAAAAGAGAUGUGCUUAAGAAAUAUGACAGAGACAAAUGUAUUUUAGAUAUAAAGUUAGUGAAGGGGCAUUGACUGCCUAUAUUUUCAAUAUUUUUGGUUAGAUACUAAGAGUUUAUCUUUUUAUACCGAAUUUUUGAUAUAUUGAUAUUAAAUUCUGCUUUGAAAAGGA